Molecule: messenger RNA, 999 nt
Organism: Symbiodinium sp. CCMP2592
Lineage: Eukaryota; Dinophyceae; Suessiales; Symbiodiniaceae
Source: the annotation of a GenBank genome assembly
AUGUCGGCUUCUUCGAAAUUGGGGAAGCUGAAUGAGGCGGUCUACGAAAAAAUGCAGCUUGCCCUGGCUAAGCCAGAGCAGCCUGAUCCCAUGGCAGAGUUGCAUCUGGCAACGCUCCUGCAUGCGAAGUUCUUGCUGGAGCUUUGCUUUGGCUGCAGCAACAGCGUUGCACCUGCUCAGCCAGUUGCUGUUUCUCGCUUGGCUGUACGCCUUUUUGGGGCACUGCAUGCUGCGGAGCCCUUUGUGAUAUGGAACAUCCUUGAGGACAUCCGAUGCUGCAAGGUGAAGAAUUGGCAGCACCGGGAAACUCCGGAGGGCCAACGCUUUCAGGUCGCCUGUGCAGUUCUGCAGAUCUAUGCUUUGACCUUCCUGCUGACGUGUCCGUCGAGGAUCCUCGAAGGCUUCAAUUGCUCCGUGGGCGCAGCGCUCGAAGAAAUCUCCACGGCAUUAAGCCUGUCUGCGACAGCAUCGAACCAGGUGGGGGCAUACAAUCUGUCCUACAGCCUUUCAUCGCAACUCCUUGGACGUUGCGACCUGCAGGCGGAGGUGCAGUGGCUUGUCAGCUGGAUGGUCCUGCAUGCUGCGGGAACGCUCUUCCUUCCCAAGCCAUGCACUCCUGGUCAGACUGCGAUCCAGGCGUGGGCAGUGAAGCAGGCGUCAGAGCUCGCCGUGUGGCAAGCUGGCACACCGACGUCCAGCGCUGUUAGCUUAAAGGCUGUCUCGCUGUUGAUUCUUUGGCGCGAGAAGUUGGAGGAAAUAUUCGAGGAAGAUCUCCUCGUCUCGGUGAACGUUGCAUUGUCGGCCUCAAGCGGUCACAGCACGCUUCAAGGAACAGCUUGGUCCGACUCUGUCAUGGCUCUCCUGGAGACGCCUUCGCUGAUACUCGCGCCGCAGAGGAACCCCUGCUACAUCCACAUGGGCUUCAACGUCGUCUUCGUUCCGGGAAUGUCUGCGGUAGCUCAGCGUUCCCUUGGCUAUGACAAGCACGGAUGGGGCUAG